This is a messenger RNA of Trichomycterus rosablanca, 1101 nucleotides long. RefSeq names its product atypical chemokine receptor 2. The record is from RefSeq and is a predicted model, not a curated record. Gene Ontology annotation, cellular component: membrane; external side of plasma membrane. Gene Ontology annotation, molecular function: C-C chemokine binding; C-C chemokine receptor activity. Gene Ontology annotation, biological process: immune response; calcium-mediated signaling; positive regulation of cytosolic calcium ion concentration. The transcript has a single exon. Bases 1 to 1101 code for a protein of 366 amino acids. NCBI's taxonomy places the organism in Eukaryota, Metazoa, Chordata, Actinopteri, Siluriformes, Trichomycteridae.
AUGGAUGCGCACCAGCCUGCACCCCUGAAUGACUCGGAUUAUGACUAUGACUAUAGGGAGUAUUACAGCUCGGACGCGCUGACGGAUUUCGGACCGUGUGAGAAGCACCAUGUGAAGAAGUUCGGCCGCUCCGCGCUGCCCGUCUUCUACUCGCUCGCAUGCGCACUCGGGCUCAUGACCAACGCGCUCCUCGCGCUGGUGUUCGUCCGGUGUAGGCGCGCGCGGAGGCCGAUGCCCGCGUGCUCGGUGUGCGCGGACCUGCUGCUCAGCGGCACGCUCCCGUUCUGGGCGGUGUACGCGGCGCGCGACUGGAUCUUCGGCUGGCACGCGUGCAAGACGGUCACGGUCGCGUACGUGGUGGCGCUGUACGCCGGUAACCUGUCCCUGGCGUGCACGGUGCUGCGGAUCUACCUGGACGGCGCGUGCGCCCUGGGGUGCCUGGGGCGCCUGGGUGGGCGCAGGUGCGACGCCACGUGGUGCGCGUGCGUGUGGCUGCUGGCCGCGCUGGCCGCCGCGCCGCACCUGAACCACGUGGAGGCGCGUCACUUCCACGGCGAGGACGUGUGCACCUACCACUACGAGCACGCGUACGGGUGGAGGAUCUACGUCCGCUGCCAGCUCAUCCUGCUCGGGUUCGUGGUGCCAUUCGUCGUCGCGCUGGUCGCCGCCCUCCUGGUGUGGCGCGGGAGCGCAGGCGGCGCCCGGAGGCUCGCGUCGGGACUCGCGGGCGUCUUGCUCCUGCUGUGGUUCCCCUACACGGUGGUGAACGUGCUCCACCUGCUGCAGGAGCUCCACCUCAUCUCCGAGUGCGGCGCCAGCAUCCACCUGGACUUCGCCGUCCAGACCACCGAGAGUCUGGCCUUCACGCGCGUCUUCGUGAACCCCCUGGCGUACGCGGUCCUGGACAGGAGGACCAGGAGGGCGCUGACGGACUGGUGCGGGGUGCCGCGCGAGUACCUGCUCCGGGACUCGGACGCCGCCCACAGUGACUCGGGCGACGAGGCCGCCGUGGAGUUGCGGGCGCUCCAGAAUUUCAGCAACCCGGAGUACGAGAGAGGCUGUGCUGAGAGGGAGGGGCACUUCCUACCUCAUGCCACCUGA